GGCCACAGAUUCUUUUGGUUUUGGUCAGUUAUAAAGGUAAGUGUUAAAACAGACAGGAAUUCAGUGCAGUCACAGUGCAGUCCUGAAGAACAAACAUCAUCAUGAUGGGAAAGAUCAUCUUCUACGAGGACAAGAACUUCCAGGGUGGUUCCUAUGAGACCAGCUCCGAUUGCCCUGAGCUGACCUCCUACCUGAACAGGUGCCACUCCUGCAGGGUGGAGAGCGGCAACUUCAUGGUGUACGAUCGCCCCAACUUCAUGGGAAACCAGUACUUCAUGAGAAGGGGAGAGUACUCCGACUACAUGAGCAUGAUGGGAAUGAGUGAGUGCAUCAGGUCCUGCCGCAUGAUCCCCGUGCACUGUGGAAACUUUAGGAUGAGGAUCUACGAGAGGGAGAACUUCGGAGGUCAGAUGCACGAGAUGAUGGACGACUGUGACUCCAUCCAGGAGCGUUACCGUAUGUCUGACUGCCAGUCCUGCAACGUGAUGGACGGCCACUGGCUGAUGUACGAGCAGCCCAACUUCAGAGGCAGGCAGAUGUACAUGAGGCCUGGAGAGUACAGGAACUUCAGGGAUAUGGGCAUGGGAAUGGGAGGCAUGAGUGGUGGCAUGAGGUUCAUGAGCAUGAGACGUAUCAUGGACAACAUGUCUAUGUAAAUGCUAUGAAAAAUGUAUGAAAAAUGUAUUUUUGAUUAGUCUCUGUGGGACAAUUCAUGGAAGCGAAAACAAUAAAACUCUGAGUUUCAGUGA
Messenger RNA from Oncorhynchus gorbuscha (pink salmon), 749 nucleotides. RefSeq names its product gamma-crystallin M3-like. The record is from RefSeq and is a predicted model, not a curated record. The transcript has 3 exons. Bases 102 to 656 code for a protein of 184 amino acids. Gene Ontology annotation, molecular function: structural constituent of eye lens. Lineage: Eukaryota; Metazoa; Chordata; Actinopteri; Salmoniformes; Salmonidae. Gene Ontology annotation, biological process: lens development in camera-type eye; visual perception.